This is a messenger RNA of Trichoderma reesei QM6a, 1254 nucleotides long. RefSeq lists its product as uncharacterized. The transcript has a single exon. NCBI's taxonomy places the organism in Eukaryota, Fungi, Ascomycota, Sordariomycetes, Hypocreales, Hypocreaceae. The record is from RefSeq and is a predicted model, not a curated record. The coding region runs from base 1 to 1254 and encodes 417 amino acids.
AUGAACUCCUCCGCCUUCCUCCGCAUGGCCUACCUCUUCAACCCCUUCAUCGGCCUCUCAUCCGCCACCACAACCACAACAACAGCAACCUGCACCACCAACAACAACACCGCCGGCUUCACAAACCCCAUCAUCGGCCCCUCCACCGGCGGCGCCUCAACCUGCAUCUCCGGCACCGUCCCCCUCACCCUCAACACCACCGGUCUCAACAUCCUCUACUCGGCGCCCCAGAACCAGGCCGCAGUCACAGAGUCUCUCGUCGAGCUCUUCCAGUCAGACUCCGCCUGGGUCGCCCAAGUCACCGCCGGCGGGCCCAGCGUCAUCUCCGGCACCUACGACAUCUUCAUCAAGCUCUGCCUCCCCAAUAACGAAUCAUCCUCAUCAUCAUCAUCAUCAUCAUCAUCCCAUAUCAAAACCGUCCAGCUCCUCACCCACGGCGCCACCCUCGACCACACCUACUGGGACAUGGCCCCCGGCCACAGCUACGUCGACGCCGCCUCCGCCGCCGGCUACGCAACCCUCUCCUACGACCAGCUCGGCGUCGGCCUCUCCGCCCACCCAGACCCCAUCCAAGCCGUCCAGGCAUCCUCCCAAGUCGCCAUCACCCACCAGCUCGUCUCCCUCCUGCGCAGCGCCCAGCUAGCCGGCCUCUCCUUCGACCACGUCGUCGGCGUCGGCCACAGCGCCGGCAGCACCCUCACCCAGGGCAUCACGACCCAGCACCCGUCCGACCUUGACGCCGUCAUCCUCUCCGGCACCAGCGCCAGCGCCGCCUCCGUCGCCCUCACCGUCGCCGCCUUUAACCUCGUCAACGCAAACGCCGACCCCGCCGCGCCGCCCCAGCUCAAGUCCUUGCCCGCGGGCUUCCUCACCCAGCAGUCCGCCGCCGGCAUCCAGUUCGCCUUCUACCGCUACCCAAACUACGACGAGGCCCUCUUCGACCAGCAGGUCGCCAACAAGCAGACAAAUACCCUCGGCGUCCUGCUCACGCUUGGCGGCAUCGUCGCGCCGUCGACCGAGUUCACGGGGCCCGUCCAGAUUGUAAACGGGCAGCAUGACCUCGUCUUUUGCGGCGGCAACUGUCUGUAUCCGACGGAUCAGAACGUCGUCGCUCUCCAGACGUUUUAUCCAAAGGCGGCAAAGGGGAGUUCGACGUACAUUGCCGCGGGUGCUGGCCAUUGUAUUGCUGCCCAUAAGAGCGGACCCGAUAGCUUCAAGGAGAUGAUUCAGUUCUUGCAGGCCAACGGCCUGUGA